This is a messenger RNA of Talaromyces rugulosus, 483 nucleotides long. RefSeq lists its product as uncharacterized. The transcript is spliced from 2 exons. The coding region runs from base 1 to 483 and encodes 160 amino acids. The record is from RefSeq and is a predicted model, not a curated record. NCBI's taxonomy places the organism in Eukaryota, Fungi, Ascomycota, Eurotiomycetes, Eurotiales, Trichocomaceae.
AUGGCUGAACUACAUGGAAUGACCACGCCUCAGAGCCAUCUAAAACACGUCUUGAAUAACUACUUGAGCAUCUGGAAUGGGAAUUUGUCACUACUCGAUUCGACAUUUUCACCCACCGUCACCCUUCAUGCUGACCGGUUCCCGUCUGCGAACGGAGGCAGUGAGGCGUUUAAUAUCACAACCCGAGAACAGUUCCGUGCCUUUGUUUUACGAUCUCGUACGGGAUGGGAUAAAUACGAGUUUAAGAUCCACGCGUGGACAGGGCAUGAGAACCACAUUGCCGUGCGCUGGAAGUUGGAUGCUGUCAUGGGAGCGAAUUUUACAAUUCUGCCAACGACUUUGAAACAAGGAGACCCAGUCACUUAUAACGGCACUGACUUUUUGAUCCUAAAUCAAUACACCGGAUUAAUUGAAGAACUCAAUGUCGCGCAAGACUUGAUUACUCUCUUCCACAAUCUCGGGUUAACCGGAGUGACGGUUUAA